Molecule: messenger RNA, 723 nt
Organism: Rhinocladiella mackenziei CBS 650.93
Lineage: Eukaryota; Fungi; Ascomycota; Eurotiomycetes; Chaetothyriales; Herpotrichiellaceae
Exons: 2
Coding region: 1-723 (240 amino acids)
Source: RefSeq, a predicted model, not a curated record
AUGAACAACUCGACUCGCACGAUCACUUUAACCGGAUCGGAUGGCGCUUUCGAGGCGAUUGAUGACUUCUCCAACGGCAAUAACGCCUUAGUGACACCUACCAACGCACGGGACAUUCGCCACCGUUCGAAUGAAUUUGACGAACGCUAUGAGAAGGGCUCGUGGGUGUCAAGUAGCUUGUCUUUUUUCCUGCCCUCUCCUGAUCUGUCGGGAAGCGUGGCCGGGAACACUACAGCUCUAUCGCCGGCUUCGUUGAUGACAGCAAUGGUAAAAAUGCCAUCCGCUGGUUCAUUGAUGCAGCUCAGCCGGCAGGAAGCACUUCGAACUGGUCGUUCCUCAGCGGGCACGGUGUUGUUGGUCAUCGAUGAAUGCAAUCUUAGCAACGUCAGCACAACACAUGACUUCCGUGCGACACCGCAAGAGGCUCCCGGGCAUAGUACUAAAGAUACAGGACGAGGCCGCUCUAAAAUAUCACAUCGAGUGUAUCAGGGACCUGUUAAAGCUCAGCGCAGACACCAGGCUCGGAAUGAGAACCUACUCGCAGCAGCGAUCAUUCUUCGAUUUUACGAAGAACUCGACUAUCCUCUACAGGAUGAGAACAAAGAUCAUGAAUUUUUUCUGCGAGUGAUCAACAUCUUCAUCGAAGCACAAUUCCCUUAUACGUCACAAUCUUCUUCGUCUCACGACUGGCCCCCGGCCAUGAGCUGGGAGUCUUCCGAUUAG